Lithohypha guttulata is the source of this 1020-nucleotide messenger RNA. It is a transcript of the gene OST3, whose product is annotated as oligosaccharyl transferase subunit ost3/OST6. The record is from RefSeq and is a predicted model, not a curated record. NCBI's taxonomy places the organism in Eukaryota, Fungi, Ascomycota, Eurotiomycetes, Chaetothyriales, Trichomeriaceae. Bases 1 to 1020 code for a protein of 339 amino acids. The transcript is spliced from 3 exons. Gene Ontology annotation, cellular component: oligosaccharyltransferase complex.
AUGUUCCCAGGCGCUACUUCUACAUCUAUGCACAGCUCAAUGGUGAAGAUGCGAGUGCUUCAGCUGUUAUUGGCGGCGAGUCUGUCUAUAUUCUCGGUUGCAGCCAAGAAGUCUCCUUCCGCUUUCGACAUCUAUCAGAAAAAGCAGUUUCCCAUCACCUUGAACGAACAGCAGUACGAUGAGCUGACUUCUGUCCCUCGAGACUACUACUCCGCAGUCGUCCUGACAGCUCUCGAUGCAAAGUAUGCAUGCGGCAUAUGUCGAGAGUUUCAGCCUGAAUGGGAUGUGAUCGGAAAGAGCUGGCAGAAGGGCGACAAGAAGGGUCAGAGUCGAGUUCUCUUUGCUACUCUUGACUUUGAUCAGGGCAGAAACGUCUUCAUGAAGCACCAAUUGCAAACUGCACCCGUCCUCUUCCUCUUUCCUCCCACAACUGGCGCUAAUGCCUCGCCUGACGGCCAACCUACGCGGUUGGAUUUCCUUGGUCCACAAACAGCAGAAGGUAUCCACGGUUGGAUCCAGCGACAGCUACCAGCUGGUGACUAUCCUCAACUCGUCAGGCCGUUCAACUGGAGCAAACUCAUCACAACUGUUACGAUCGUCAUUGGGAUAUUCACUUUUGGCACAGUAGCGUAUCCAUACAUCCUGCCUGUCAUUCAGAAUCGGAAUCUUUGGGCUCUGCUAAGCCUGAUAAUGGUCUUGAUGUUCACGAGCGGGCAUAUGUACAAUCACAUCAGAAAAGUUCCUUACGUUACUGGGAAUGGAAAAGGUGGAAUCACUUACUUCGCUGGUGGAUUCUCCAAUCAAUUUGGAAUUGAGACACAGAUUAUUGCUGCUGUUUACGCUGUACUUUCCUUCGCUACCAUUUCACUCGGCCUAAAAGUUCCACGAAUGAAGGACGCUCGUACACAACAAAUUGCCGCUAUUAUUUGGGCAAGCGUGGCUUUCGGAAUGUAUAGCUUCUUGAUGAGUUUGUUUAGGAUUAAGAAUGGCGGGUACCCAUUCUGGUUGCCACCAUUCUAG